AUGGGCGCCACGGUGCGGAACGCGUCGGGGUACCUCAACAGCCUCAAGGUGAGCGGCGUGUGCGAGGCGGCGGCGCGGGCGCUCAUGGCGGAGAUGACCGUCAACCAGCUCUCCGACCUCGCCGCCUUCGGGACCAUGGGCAAGAUCUGCUCUGAGGUGCUCGACACCACGCUGCAGGCUUUGCAUGUCAACGUGAAUCUGCACGAAUGA
Molecule: messenger RNA, 210 nt
Organism: Miscanthus lutarioriparius
Lineage: Eukaryota; Viridiplantae; Streptophyta; Magnoliopsida; Poales; Poaceae
Source: the annotation of a GenBank genome assembly